Molecule: messenger RNA, 261 nt
Organism: Zymoseptoria tritici IPO323
Lineage: Eukaryota; Fungi; Ascomycota; Dothideomycetes; Mycosphaerellales; Mycosphaerellaceae
Exons: 2
Source: RefSeq, a predicted model, not a curated record
AUGGCAGUCCCGUCCGUAAACGAGCUCGAUGGUUUGCUCUCAUCUUUGAACCAGCUGAAGCCUCCCGGAGCCAGCAAAACGAAAAUCUCGACCAUCACCGCAAUCUGCGUCCAGAACAUCAAGGCCAAGGCGGCAAAACAGGACUUGCACGUCGAAGGAAGAGGAGAACCAGGCACAUACCCCGCCGCAGUAAAACGAGUCACCGAACUCAUGCCGGCUCUUUUUGACGACAUCAUGAAGGGCGUCCCGGAAGACCAGAAG